UCUAGAUGCAGAGCACCUGCGGGCGUGGACUCUUGUUGAGCCUGGCUGUGGUGGCGGCGGCAGUGUUGGCAGCACGGCUAAUGGGCUGGUGGGGUCCCCGCGCCGUCUUUCGCCUUUUCAUACCCGAGGAGCUGGCCCGGUACCGCGGCAGGCCAGGGGAUCCGGGCCUUUACUUGGCAUUGCUCGGCCGCGUCUACGACGUGUCCUCUGGCCGAAGGCACUACGAGCCUGGGGCACACUAUAGCGGCUUUGCAGGCCGAGAUGCAUCCAGAGCAUUUGUGACUGGAGACUACACUGAAGCAGGCCUUGUGGAUGAUGUAAUUGAUCUGUCCUUCUCUGAGAUGCUGAUACUUCAAAAUUGGAUUUUAUUCUAUGAGAAGAAUUAUGUUUUUGUUGGAAGGGUGAUAGGAAGGUUCUAUGGAGAAGAUGGGCAGCCAACCCCAGAACUGAUUCAGGUGGAAGCCAUGAUGGUCAAAGGCCUGGAGGCAAAUAAACGGGAACAGAAAGAGAAGCAGAAGUUCCCACCCUGCAAUGCUGAGUGGAGUGCCACCAAGGGUAGCCGCUUCUGGUGUUCCCAAAAGAGUGGAGGUGUGAGCAGAGACUGGAUUGGCGUCCCCAGAAAGCUAUAUAAGCCAGGAGCCAAGGAACCCCGCUGUGUGUGUGUGAGAACAACCGGCCCCCCUAGUGACCAGCUGCCUGACAACCCUAUACACACAAAUCGUGGGGACUUGGAUGACCCCAACUUGGGGGAAUACACAGGCUGCCCGCCUCUGGCCAUCACAUGCUCCUUCCCACUCUAAGCUGACACCCUGAAUCUUGAUAACACAGGGAACCCUGCCGAGAACUUAUGCUUCUGUGUCCUAGGAUGGCCCUUGGCAAGAGACAGAAAGGUCUUGAAGGAAUCUGACCACAUCCUGCAAAUGUGCCUCACCAUGGGCUCCCCAUUCUGGUGACAGGCAAGAGAUUGGCAGCCAGCCUCAUGCUUGUCUGCCUGUUCUGACACUAUUCCUCCUAGGCCUAUUUGUGAUCUUCCUUCAGAGCCCUCAGAAAUUAAUGGGCACAGAUAUGACCAAUUCAGAAAUAAUGGGAUAAACAAGGGGAAAGCUCUGAGCUUUCUUUCCUAUGGACUCCCAAGCUGCCUAAUCAGCUGCCAGCCUGGGCCCUGCCCAUAACCCCAGCUCUGUCAGCAUCUGAAGCAGUGGCAGAAAGGGGCAAUGUCUCAGCAGAUACAACCCAAGAAACUGUGCACGUUAACAGCACCAGCAGAAAGAAGAACACUUGUGAUCACUGACUUUCAUGACUUUUCUUCUGACUUCCACCCCAAGGCAAACUUGAAUUUACAACCAAAAGCCCGUUGGCUUGAUUAGAGCUCCUGCAAUAAGUAAGCAUGGAUAAUAAAAUGGGGUAGGCCAAUUCUGGAAUUGGAAAGUUUUUGCACAUACAUGGCUGCAGUAAAUCCAUGUGUCUCUGAACAAAAUAACAAUUUAAAGCAAGGAUAUUCUUUUAAACACUUAAAAUCAGGUGUGGUGUGUUUAUAAUGGGAGAAGUCUGCAUAGUGAUUGAAAGGUAGUUUUGCUAUAAAGUUAAGUGAUUAGCCUAACAUCAACAUCUAGGCAAGACUGCAAAUGUCAUUGCAAAGAGCCCUGACUCAAAGUGGCUGGGCUUACAACCUGUCCAGCAGUGUGUAUGUCUAAGGUCAUCUGUAAUCACCUACACUUGACAAAUUUCAUACUCAGUUACCUUUUUUUUUUUUUUUUUUUUUGUGGUGCUGGGGAUUGAGUCCAUGGCCUUGUGCAUGAGAGGCAAGCACUUUACCAACUGAGUUAUAUCCCCACCCCUCUCAGUUAUUUCUUGAAUUCUUAUUAAGUAGAUGAGGGCAAGGAAUGUUUCUGGUUCACAGAUAAGGACAUGAAGACUGAUGCUGUUACAGGUUGUGGGCUUACCUUAUCUGAGCCUUCCCCUCAGCUCUCUCUCCAUCCCCACCCCAGGCCUACCCCACCUAGACCUGUACCUCUUCCUGUCUCUUGCCCUUCCCUUUGAGUAUGCAUUAAAGAGGUCACUUCUAUGACAUCACAAAUAAAACACUGUCCCUCAACCCCAUGGUAGUGGGUAAUUAUCAUACCUACUUCCUAUUACAGCCAAGCAUUUUGAAAGAAUAGCUUAUACUCAGGAUCUUUGUUUUUCAACCCUAAUUUGCUAUGUAGCAGUCACCUGCCUUCUCUACUCAGUAGCAAGAUCAAUUCUGUACUGGUAAACACCAUAGUCACAGUCAGUUCUUAUCUACCUUGAGCUCUUGAUCCUGUUGACCAUGAGGUCCUCCAUGGAACCCUUUUGGCUUUAUCCUGGUUUCCUUUUCUCCCUCUGACUCUUCCUUCUCUCCCUCUGACUCUUCCUUCUCAGUCUCCUUGAACACCUGGCCUCCCCCAUGAACCUCUUUCUACUGGCUCUCCUCCCUCCUAUUUCAGCAGCCACUUUUACUGCCAGGCUUUACCUCCAGAAUGAGGAGCUUUCCAGAGUCUUCCCCGUGUUUGAUACUGUUUUCAUCAUUCCACCCACAGCCCUUGUUCUCCAGGAGAGCAGCACCUCCAUCUCCACCUGACCCCAAGAAAAAGUCCUGGCAAUUGGUCAUAGCUCCUUCCUCCCUCCUUCCCACCACUCUCCAAAUCCUGCAAGUCCUACUUCCUCAGUUCUCUUGCCAUUCCUGUAUCUAUUCCUGAACUAUUCUGGAACUACUGCAGGAGUCCACACUCCUUCCUCCACACUGCUGCAAGUCAUCUUUCCUUGCAAUGACAGGGCUCACCAUACCCCAGUGAAGCCUCAGUGGCUCCCUACAUCUACAAGGACUAAGUGCCAGAUCUCCAGAACCUUUGCAAAGGUGGCUUUUCUGUGGCCUAUCUCCUUCUAGUCCCUGUAUCUCCUGUAUCCUCCCAUGUACAUCUGCUCUCCAGCCUUCCUCUCAAAGUAUUAUGCCUACAAUGCCUUCACACACGUGGUUUCCUCUGCCUAGAACAAUAUCUUCUCUGCUUUUUUCUUCAAAAUCCAGCCUCUCUAGGAUGCCUUCAUUAACCACUGGCCCAGAGGCUGGAUUUAAAUGCAUUUGCCCUAAGUUCCCAUAGCACUCUGUUCACUCCCAUAAGAAUAUAUCAGUGUGCUUUAGCCAUGCAUUUCCUAUCAGCCUCUUUUCAGUGGAUCACACUGAGGACAGAAGCGCAGGUUCUUCAGCUUUGUACACACAUAUUCACAGUCCUCAACAUGUGGCAAGGGCACAGGGUUAGAUCUAUUUUGGCAAUGAGGCAACUAAGGCCCCCUAAACUUAAGAUGCCAGAGCAAUGCAGCUGAGCCUGGAAUUUGGUUUUUGACUCCUGAUUCAGUGCUAUUUCCAUUCCGCCACAUUUUUGCAUGUCUGCUCUCUCUGGGGCAGAAGCAGAAAGCAGGAGAGCUGAAAUUAGGACCUUUUUCUGAGUUUCCUGCAGCUCUGAGGUCAGUGCCUGAGGCUCCUCUGUUGACUGGAAACUAAUCACUCCUUUGGUCAUUCAGCAAGUACCAUUAAGACCUUACUAAGUUCCUACUAAGUCUGGGUGAUGUGGUGCAGGCCCUGUAAUCCCAGUGGCCUGGAGGCUGAGGCAGGGAUUUCUCAAGCCAGCCUCAGCAACUC
Urocitellus parryii (Arctic ground squirrel) is the source of this 3655-nucleotide messenger RNA. RefSeq names its product cytochrome b5 domain containing 2 (gene Cyb5d2). Lineage: Eukaryota; Metazoa; Chordata; Mammalia; Rodentia; Sciuridae. The record is from RefSeq and is a predicted model, not a curated record. Gene Ontology annotation, cellular component: endomembrane system; membrane.